This is a messenger RNA of Sturnus vulgaris (Common starling), 4490 nucleotides long. NCBI's taxonomy places the organism in Eukaryota, Metazoa, Chordata, Aves, Passeriformes, Sturnidae. The record is from RefSeq and is a predicted model, not a curated record.
CGGAAAACGUCUCUUUCCUGUGUUCUGACUGUGUGUGUGUAUGUCGGUCUGUCUGUCUUCGUUUUGGGAGGGGGAGAUUUUUUCUGUGAACUUCCACGGACUUUUAAGUCUCUUAAUUGUGGGAUUGCAACACUUUAAGGAAAUAGGGCAUCUAACAACAUGUGGGGGAGUGGUGGGAGGUAGAUUCUUGCAUGCCUGAGGCGCUGGCCAUUCCGGGAUUGAGCUCUGCUGCAGCUGAAGGGCUUUUCCAGGUGUGCACAGCUCAUCCCUGUGGAGGUCCGGCUGGGCGCCGCAGGGAGAGCGGUGCUGGACUGAGACGUUUCUGCCCAAGACGCUGAUUUUGCUGAAUAGAGUCCGAUAACAGGAAAGUCUUUAAAUAGAGUGUCUGAUUUGUCAUUGCAGAUUCCUGUUGUGGUUAUGUGGUCACAUGUGUUGUCUUAUUCUUCACAUUUGUAAAGUCCAGAAAAAGUCUUUUUCCUCAUAUGUGAGCAAGAGCUUGAAGCCCUUCAGUGAGCUGGAAAUUCCACUUUUUUAUGUUCCCUCUUCAUUCUACAGUUGUGACUAGAAAACCAUAUCAGCCUGUUGCAAGACCAGAGAAAACACAUGUUACACACCCUGGACCUGAGGCACAGAAGGUGAAAGAUUCAUUCAGUGCUGUAUAAGAAGUGUGUGACUGCGGAUCAAGACCUUGUGUUGGUUGUGAAAAGCAUUAACACCAUCAAUGAAUGGCUUGAUCUUCGCUCUCAAUUCCAGAUGACCUGUCCUGUGGUUUGUAAGGAUGUCGUCUGUUACUGAAAAUGGAAAUGUUACUGCUGGAAAGCCAAAUGAAGAGAAAACAUAUAAAAAGACUGCAUCUUCGGCUAUUAAAGGUGCUAUCCAGUUGGGAAUAGGAUACACAGUAGGAAAUCUUACAUCAAAACCAGACAGAGAUGUUCUUAUGCAAGACUUCUAUGUAGUAGAAAGUGUUUUUCUACCAAGUGAAGGGAGCAAUCUUACCCCUGCUCAUCAUUACCCUGACUUCAGAUUUAAGACAUAUGCACCUCUUGCCUUCCGCUAUUUCCGAGAACUUUUUGGUAUCAAGCCUGAUGACUAUUUGUACUCAAUCUGCAGUGAACCUUUAAUUGAAUUAUCCAACCCAGGUGCCAGUGGGUCCUUAUUUUUUGUAACUAGUGGUGACGAAUUCAUCAUCAAAACAGUUCAACACAAAGAGGCUGAGUUUCUUCAGAAGCUUUUGCCAGGUUAUUAUAUGAAUCUGAACCAGAAUCCAAGGACUCUUCUUCCCAAAUUUUAUGGGCUGUACUGCGUUCAGUCAGGAGGCAUUAAUAUUAGAAUUGUUGUCAUGAACAAUGUUUUGCCACGAGCCUUGAAAAUGCAUUUCACAUAUGACUUGAAAGGCUCUACAUACAAACGGAGAGCAUCAAGAAAAGAGAGGGAGAAGUCCAACCCUACAUUCAAAGACCUGGAUUUCCUGCAAGAUAUGCAUGAAGGGUUGUAUUUUGACUCUGAAACACACAGUGCACUGAUGAAAACACUACAGCGGGAUUGUCGGGUUCUAGAAAGUUUUAAGAUCAUGGAUUACAGUCUGCUCCUGGGGAUCCACAUAUUGAACAGUAACAUGAAGGAAAAAGGAGGAGAGUGUUCCCGGAGUGCAUCAGAUGCAAAACGCCAUGGAGGGCAGAAAGUUCUCUAUUCCACAGCAAUGGAGUCUAUACAGGGCCCUGGGAAGUCUGGAGACUCCGUCACCACAGAGACAACAAACACAAUGGGAGGUAUUCCAGCAAAAAGCCAUAAAGGUGAAAAGCUGCUUUUAUUUAUGGGUAUUAUUGAUAUUCUCCAGUCUUACAGGUUAAUGAAGAAGCUGGAACAUUCUUGGAAAGCUCUUGUUUAUGAUGGGGAUACUGUUUCAGUUCACCGACCAAGUUUCUAUGCAGACAGAUUUUUAAAGUUUAUGAAUGCAAGAGUUUUCAAAAAAGUUCAAGCUUUAAAGCCUUCACCUUCAAAGAAGCGAUGCAAUUCCAUCACAGCCCUAAAGGCAGCAUCACAAGAAAUAGUGUGUGCAGUUAGCCAGGAGUGGAAGGAUGAAAAGCAUGGCAUUCUUGCUGAAGGACAAAGUUAUGCCAGCCUCGAUGAAGAAGUGCUAGGUUCAUGCCGCCGGCCGGACCUAGUGCCAAGCACUCCAUCUCUUUUUGAAGCAGCUUCCCUGGCAACCACACUUUCUUCUUCUUCCCUGAAUGUAGAUGAGCACUGUCAACGUGAUCAGCCUACACUCUAUUCUAGCAGUAAAGGGUUACCUUCAAGUUCAACAUUCACUUUGGGAGACAGUGCCAUAUAUUUGACUUCAGAACAGAGCACACUGGAAAUGGAAAAUGAUAAUGCUUCAGUUUUGGAUGUCUACUUACAAUUACGAUUUUCUUCAGAUGUGAAGAGCAGGACUCUUUGGUUCAUGAAUUUGAGAAAUGCAGGAACUGUGAGUGACACAAGCUCUUUAGAUGAGACCACCUAUGAGAAACUGGCUGAAGAAACACUGGAUUCCUUAGCAGAUUUCUUUGAGGACCUGACAGAUAAACCUUUUACCCCAGAAGAUUAUGAUGUCUCUUUAGGGAGUGGAGUACUAACAGUUAAAUUGGGUGGAGACAUGGGAACCUAUGUAAUCAAUAAACAAACACCAAACCGGCAGAUUUGGCUGUCCUCACCCACUAGUGGGCCCAAACGCUAUGACUGGACUGGACGGAAUUGGGUAUAUUCUCAUGACAGAGUAUCUCUUCAUGAACUACUAUCAAAAGAACUUUCAACAGCUUUAAAAACUAAAUUGGAUUUGUCCUGCUUAAUAUAUUCUGGGAAAGAAGAUACUUGAUUGUAUUCUACCUCAUGGAAGUUUAAAGACUUUAACCUCAAGCGAAGCUCUUUCUUGAGCUGAAGUACCUGAGUUUAAUUCUGUUGUUUUUUCUUGGCAUCAGUAUGUUGUGCAACAAAAAUGAAAAUAAUAUAUUUUUUCUCUAGUGCUCAGUCUUUGGAUUUCUGUGUGCUGUUUGAAUCUGUGCCCAUGUAGUUAGUACCUGUGGUUGAGGUCACCCAUCCUGUCACUUCAUUUCUUGCUUUCUUUUUGCAGAAGUCUUGAGUUUUUUGUUUGCAUGUAAGGACUGACCAUCUAGUGACUUCUGACCAGCACACAAACACUGAACUUCUGGUGAAACAUUCACCUGAAACAAGAUAUGCCUGUGAGUUACAUUGACUAUGUACUGGUACUAUGAAUGUAUUGCCUCAAAAUUUGUGGCUCUUGUACACAUCAUAGUCAUAUUUAACGUGUCAUAAUGCUUGUAAUGAAAGUUCUUUGUUCUUCAAAGAGUAAAAAUACUUCCUUUCUUUUUAGCUGAGCAAAAAAUUAAGUUCAUGGUAGUGAAAAUUUGCACUAAUUUAUUCUACUGCAUUUCUUAAGUGGUUUUAGAUUAUCUUGUAUUACCAUGAUAGAGCAAGGCUCCCACUGGCACCAUGCUGAUGCAGAGAUUUCUUAGAAUCAAGUCUUGUUCUUAGGCUGAUGAAGCUGUCUUCAUCAGGCUAUUAAAUAUGUGAAGGAAAUAAACUAUAUACUCCAGAUCUUACAACAAAAACAUUUUAAAGAAAUCAUGAAUGGCAAUACUUCGGCAGUUGCACUGUUGUGAUAUUACAACUUGCAGGUUUUAACUGCCUAUGAAGUGGAAGGACCAAGUUGUUGAUUAGUGCACGAGGGAGAAGUUAUACCAUACUCUUGCAGAUUGUACGAAAAGAUGUUAAGUGCACAGUAUUUUUCUUCUUGGUAUCUCUGAUGUUGUGGUUAGUUUGGCAUGAUUCUCUAGCUAUUUUAACAGGUAAGGAUUGAUUUUGUCAUUGAAAAACAGUAACUGUAAAGUGUUCUUGUCCAGUAUUUGCAUUUAGAAUAUAAGCAUUGUUACCUGCUAUUUCCCACUACUAAACAGAAAGGUUUCAGUGGAAGUAGCUCUUGGUUAAUGGUGCAUGCUGUUUGCAUACAAUCAAUAUAAAUUUCAGCUCUACUGGAUGAGGUAGAUACAAAGAUUCCCAGAUCUCAUGAAUGUAAGAGUAAAGCAUGUUUUUUAAAAAAGUACAGGGAGGUAAAAAUAGAAUAUGUUUUUGCUGUUCUGAAUUUAGAACACUGAAGAUAAUUUAUAGCAUAUGCAAAUACAUAUUUUUAUGUAGUUACUUUUAUAAUAUUUAGCUCAUUCUCCUGCAUUUUAAGAUAAUUAUUUAAACACGUUUGCUUAGAAGUUAAUGACUUGAUAUUUGAAUCGAGGAUACCUGGUUGUUCCUUUGCCUGACCAUGUGUAAUUAUUUUUUCCAAUUGACUCUUCCAAAAAUUAUUUUCUUAAGUAUUUGCAUGCAAUAUGACCACUAACAUGCGUCUGAUUUAUAUUUGGAAGUUCAUUCUCCAUUCUCUUACAUCUGGUAGAAAUGUUUAUACCAAAAUAAAAUUACAUGUAGAAUUCUUAAUUCAUUAU